Messenger RNA from Ochlerotatus camptorhynchus, 2002 nucleotides. RefSeq names its product sodium-independent sulfate anion transporter-like. Lineage: Eukaryota; Metazoa; Arthropoda; Insecta; Diptera; Culicidae. Bases 55 to 1899 code for a protein of 614 amino acids. Gene Ontology annotation, cellular component: plasma membrane. The record is from RefSeq and is a predicted model, not a curated record. Gene Ontology annotation, biological process: transmembrane transport. Gene Ontology annotation, molecular function: sulfate transmembrane transporter activity. The transcript has 4 exons.
AAAUACACAGAUUACAGAUUUUCUCGUUUCGGACAAUCGAAUAAUCGCGAACAAAUGGACAAGCGCAAUGCGAAAGCUGGAACGAUCUACCAGAACCUACCUCAACAUGAGAAUGGCGUUGCCCUGGCCGUUGCAGAUGCGGAAGAAGACUACUCCGAGGAACUACCGCAGCUGAGAGAGCUCGUGGCCAGUAAGUUCCGCAAUGGAUGUUGCAGCACAAAGUUGGUCAAGAAGCGGUUCCCGAUCCUGUCGUGGUUGCCGAACUACAACCGGCAGUACUUUGUGGAAGACAUCGUAGCGGGGCUGACCGUGGGCCUGACUGUCAUUCCGCAGGGAAUCGCCUACGCUGUGGUGGCCGGGCUGGAACCGCAGUACGGCCUGUACUCGGCUUUCAUGGGAUGCUUUGUGUACUUUAUUUUCGGCAGCUGCAAGGACAUUACGAUCGGGCCAACCGCGAUCAUGUCGCUGAUGGUGCAGAUUCACGUGGCUAAUUUGGGACCGGCAUUUGCGGUACUGUCGGCGUUUUUGGCGGGUUGUAUCAUAUUGGUACUGGGCUUACUGAAUCUAGGUUUCCUGGUUCAGUUCAUAUCGAUGCCGGUGACGGCCGGUUUCACCUCGGCUGCCGCCAUCACCAUCGCCAGCGGUCAGGUCAAGUCACUGCUGGGACUGCCGGGGAAAUCCAACGAGUUCCUGGAAUCGUGGGAAAACGUCAUCCACAACAUCCACCACACCCAGUUGUGGGAUUCGGUUCUCGGAAUCAGCACGAUCGUGAUCCUGUUGCUGAUGAUGCGGCUGAAAAAUCUUGAAGGCCGACUGAAAUCGGUCGGCAAGUAUCUCUCGCUGUCGCGCAAUGCCAUCGUCGUGAUCGGUGGCACCAUACUGGCUUACUUACUCAGUACGGACGGAGAGGCCCCCUUCCAGUUGACUGGUAACGUCACGUCCGGCCUUCCCCCCGUGCAGCUCCCACCGUUCUCUACGGUAGUCAACGAUCAAACCUACAGCUUCACGCAGAUGAUCUCCGAGCUGGGAACGUCCGUCAUCGCGUUGCCCUUGAUUGCCAUCCUGGAAAGCAUAGCCAUCGGCAAGGCAUUCUCCAAAGGCAAGUCCAUCGAUGCCACGCAGGAAAUGAUUGCCCUUGGGCUGUGCAACAUAGCCGGAUCGUUCUUCGCUUCGAUGCCAGUAACCGGAUCGUUUACCCGAUCAGCGGUCAAUAACAGUAGCGGCGUGCGGACACCAGCCGGUGGUGUAACCACCGGAAUCGUGGUCCUACUAGCACUGGGUCUCCUGGGCGGCACUUUCUUCUACAUUCCGAAAACCGUCCUGGCUGCGGUCAUCAUCGCCGCCAUGUUCUUCAUGGUGGAAUUCCAUGCGGCGGCGGAAAUUUGGCGCACGAAGAAGAUCGACAUCAUCCCCUUCUUCGUUACCCUGAUCACCUGUCUCGUUCUUGGCCUAGAAUACGGCAUGGUCAUCGGAAUCGGCGUCAACAUGUGCUUUGUCCUCUAUCAGACCUCUCGCCCGACGAUCACCCAGCGGGUGCAGAGAGUAGGCAGAAUCGAUAUGCUGGUCGUCGCACCGGAUCAAAGCCUAGUCUACUCCUCCGCUGAGUACCUGAAGGCACGCGUCGUCAAACUCUCCCAGCAGAACCUGGUCGAGGUAGUCAUCAUCGAUGGUUCCGCCGUCAACUACAUCGAUUCAACGGUGGCCAAGAUUCUUGCCAGCAUCGUCGAGGACCUGAAAGUACAGGAGCGUCCGGUUGUGUUCUGGAACUGGCAGCGGCCGGUGCAGCAUACGGCCUUCCGACUGGAUGCGGAGUUGUUUGUGCCACUUUUCAAGACCGGUGACUCGCUGGAAGAGAUUGCCAAGUGCUGGACGCUGGACAAUCGAUUCAUCGCGGCUUAAGAUUGAUUUGCGAAUGGUAAGCACCUAAGUACGUUGUGAUAGAGAGCCCGGUAUGGGUUCGUUAGUAAAUUAUUAUCAGGAUUUUUCUUAAGCCAACAGUUCU